Molecule: messenger RNA, 3500 nt
Organism: Exserohilum turcica Et28A
Lineage: Eukaryota; Fungi; Ascomycota; Dothideomycetes; Pleosporales; Pleosporaceae
Exons: 4
Coding region: 1-3291 (1096 amino acids)
Biological process (GO): response to oxidative stress
Molecular function (GO): heme binding; monooxygenase activity; peroxidase activity
Source: RefSeq, a predicted model, not a curated record
AUGCCAAGCCAAUUGUCGUCCAUACUUGAGAAGAUUCGAAGGAAGCCUACACGUGCGAGCGAUGGCCGGUCAACAGACGUUGCAAGUGGGGGUGUCAAGAGCAACCAGAGGACUAGCGUCAUAAGUGACCUGACAGGCCUUGGUGUGAAGAAUGCCAAAUUCGCCGUUGAGGCUGUCACGACCUUGGCUUCUGGUGAGCCUCUGGACGACAAAGACCUGCUCCUCGAGCAUGGUGUUGAGAUGCUCCAGAAGUUACCAUUAAACAGUGGCCUCAGCGCAAAGGUUUCCGAUGGCUUCAUCAGCAUGCUUUGGAACGACUUGCCACAUCCCUCGCCCACACAAGCCGGGCCCUCGGCGCGAUACCGAGAACACGAUGGUUCUGGGAACAAUCCUCACAUGCCAGAUAUGGGCAAAGCGGGGACUCCAUACGCGCGCAAUGUGCCACCUCUGAAACCUAAAGGACCAAACCUGCCUGAUGUUGAGGAUGUGUACGAGGCACUCUUGAAGCGCAGUGGUCCUUUCCGAGAGCAUCCGUCUGGCCUCAACCGCCUUUUUUUCUCUUUUGCGACUAUUGUCAUCCAUGAAUGUUUCCAAACCUCAAGAACAGACCCAUGGAUCAACGAGACUUCCAGCUAUGUUGAUCUUAGCACUCUCUACGGCAACACUGGAAAUGAACAGAAGCGCGUGAGAACAUACACCAACGGUUUGAUAUACCCGGACUCGAUUGCUUCAGAGCGCAUCAUGAUGAUGCCUCCUGGCGUCGUGGCUGUUCUCUUGUUGUUUUCGAGGAACCACAACACUGUCGCAGAAUCGCUGUUGACGGUAAAUGAAGAGGGCAAGUACAAGCCAUGGGAUAGCCUCGAUGAGGAAGGCAAGAGAUGGCAAGACGAGGAUAUCUUCCAAAUCGCGCGCAACAUCAAUGUCGGGUUCUUUGCAUCAGUCGUACUUCGAGAUUAUGUUGCCGCGAUUCUCAACACCCCGCGAGCCAACUCUGAGUGGUCUCUGGACCUCGGCAAGGAGAUUAGGCAGGGCUCUGGACGUGUUGAGCGCGGAACCGGCAGUCACGUUUCUGUCGAAUUUGCCGUCUUAUACCACUGGCACGCAGCCCUUAGUGCAGCGGACGAUAAGUGGAUGGAAGACAUCAUCCGAUCCGUCAUACCUGACCUACGGCACAUUGAUGACGUCACUAUCGAAAUGUUCCACAAGGUCAUGAAAGUCUAUGGUCAUGAUCUUAUGAAGAAAAAGCCCAGCGAAUGGACCUUUGGUGGUCUUGAGCGAGGGCCUGACGGCAGAUUCAAGAACGCUGAACUGUCUGAACUGAUCAAGGACUGUAUUGAAGAGCCCGCCCAUGCAUUUGGUGCGCACGGCACGCCGGCGAGUCUCAAGGUCGUUGACCUGAUGGGCCAGCUGCAGGCGCGCGAGAUGUUCAAUGUUUGCACGCUCAACGAAUUCCGUCGCUAUCUUAAUUUGAAGCCGUACGAGACAUUCGAGGACUGGUGCUCCGACAAAGAGACUGCUCGCGCUGCAGAGCUUCUCUACGGUCACAUGGAGAACAUGGAACUGUACCCUGGUCUAAUGGCGGAAUGCACAAAGCCAGCCAUGCCAGGAAGUGGCGUUUGCCCCGGCCAAACCACUGGCAGAGGCAUCUUAGAUGAUGCCGUCGCUUUGGUCCGCGGUGAUCGCUUCUUGAGUUACGACUUCAACAGCAACACUCUGACAAAUUGGGGUGCAGCUCUUCUAUCCGAGACCACCCCCGGUGCCUACGGCGGCGUUCUUCCCAGACUGCUAUUCCAAGGGCUUCCAGGCGGCUUCAAGGGUACAUCAAGCUAUGCUCUGUUGCCAUUCUACACACCCAAGGCUGCUCGAGGUAUUCUAGAAGGUAAUGGUGUACUUGACAAGUACGACACCUCUCGUCCUCCAAGCGGCUAUGAUAUCGUCAGUGUUCAGACCCAAGAAGGCUGUAAGAAGGUCUUUGAAGAUCGCGAAGCUUUUGUCGUGAUGUAUCAAGCUGCAAUUCGCAACUGCACUGAUGGACACGACUUCAUGAUUGGAUGGGACGAGCAAAAGAAGCACGACGAGCGUUCCAACAUCCUGCACAAGAUCUUCUUCGAGGAGGGAUUUGAGAAGAACGUUAGCGAUUUCUUCACCACAAACGUGCGGAAUCUGAUCAAGAAGAACUCGCUCAAAGGCGCCAAAGGUCGGAUGGCCAUCGACAUUGUCCGCGAUGUGACCAACAUCACACCCAUCAUGUGGCUUGCGGAGCGUUUUGCACUCCCACUCAAGACGCCAGAACAGCCACGGGGCUUAAUGUCUAUCCAUGAAGCUUUCCUAGCCUUCCUUGUGCUCUUCAUGUACCAGUCUUUCAACAUUAUGCCCCAUAAUGAAUGGAAACUCCGCGCCGGCGCCAUGGAAGCCGCAGCGCCUCUUCGCAAAAUCUUCGAGACCCAUCUCAAAACGCAAACAGGACGUCUGGAAGGAAUUGUUGACUGGAUGGCCAAGGGCUCCGCCUUCGAAGUAGGUCCUCAGGCUGAUCGUCUCUACCACGGUUUGGCCGACACUAAGCUCCCUAUUGGUGAUCUUGUUGGCGACUGCAUUGGCAUGGGCGCGCCUGUGGCUGGAAACUUGACACAGCAGGCUUCGUUGCUCAUCGAUUUGUUCCUGCAGCCCGAGUACGAGCAAUAUAAGAAGAGGAUCGUGGAACUCUCACACAUGGACCCCAAAGACUCGGAUCGCGAGCUUCAGGGCUUCGUAUACGAGGGUAUGCGCCACGUUGGUGUGGUACCAGGACUUCCUCGCAUCGCAACACGCGACGUGACAGUCCAGGAUGGCGUCCGUGGUCCUGUCACCAUCAAGAAGGGCCACACAGUGCUCAUCGCCACAUCCAAAGCCGCCAUGGACCCCGUCGCCUUCCCCAACCCGGAAAUCCUCAAUCCCCACCGCUCAUUCAAGGACUACACUCUGCUCGGUCACGGGCUCCACUUUUGCUUUGGCGCGCGCCUCGUCGGUCCGUCUCUGGCAGCCACUCUGCGCGAGGUCUUCAAGCUCCCCAACAUACGCCGUGCACCUGGCAAGCAAGGCCGGUUCAUCACAACAGAGCACAAACUUGCGGGUAUCACCAUGCGUCAUUACCUUGAUGGAUCGAGCAAAGAGAGCCCUAUCCCGACUUCUCUGCGCCUGCACUACGACACUGAAGACACUCGUGUGAAUGGUCUGAAUGGACAUCUCACCAACGGCCAUGCUAAUGCCGGAGGCAACAACCCGUAUGGAAACGCCUACACCAUUGCUCCUUGAUCGGAUUACGAGUAACGGCAUGCGUCGGAAUCAGAGCCAUUCAUCUCAACGUAUCGUUUGCGCUUUCUGCAGGAGAUCUGCAGUCUUUUUGCUGAACCAGGGCAGUGUGGAGUCAGUGUGCACACUUAUAAUAUACCAGAAGCACAAAAAAACCAGUAAAAAAAAUAAUGGUCUCAACGAUGGAAGAGGAAAUGGAAUACGGCCUUGAU